CUGCGCGGUCGCAUAUCAAUCCGUCGACUCAUACAGGUGUCGCGUAAAUAAAAACCGCAAAAAUAGAAAGGAUUCCUCUCGCGGUGGCCGGCGGAUGGUUUCGCCGGCGCGGGCAUUUGGCGACCGGAAUUUUGUGCAAAAUGUACGCACGUUUCCGUCGGUGUUGGUGGUGGUUAUUGUUGUUCGGAUCUUGGGAGGCGGCGGAGUCGGAAAAUGCGACGAAAGUGAGCUACUUGGACGCACAGUUUAGUUGCGCCAGGCUCGGGUUCGCUUGCGGCGAACCGAGGCCCUAUUCCGUACGCCUGAAGGAUUUGGUGGGGAACGCGGGUACGGUCCUGGAAGGCGACAGGUGGAUGGUGGUUCUCAGAUGCAGCCCAGACCGCGGAUGUUGUCGAGGCCGAAACAAACAGUGUUGCCCCGACAAGGUCGAAACGUUCGAGCUGGAAUACAACGUGCGGUCCAAUUUAGGCAUCACGCAAAUCUUCACGACCGCUACCCGCAAGAUGCAGAACCAUCUGGUGUGUAAAUGCAAAACCGUCGUCGACGAACGCCGGGGAUGUCCGACGGUCGCCGUGUCUUAGCGCGGCAAUUUAGACUUUUUCCGUAAUAGUAGUCUGUGAUAAAUUUAUUUAAGGCAUUUUAAGGCAUUAUAUAAUGUCAUCGAUUUUUAUGUUUCAAUAAAUUACAUCAUUACAAAAUGGAUGAGAAAUUUCGUCUGGUAAUUGAACUUUUUAAAGUUAAUAGCGCGGUUCUAAGUGUAAAUGUCUGUUAUGGGUGCAAAUUUAAAUAACUAUCACAAUAACUAAACUGUUUUAUAUGAUUUAUUUAUUAAUCGUUUAAUUAAUGAACUGAACCAAACAAUAUUACCAAUAUGGCGGCUAUUGUGUGUUUAGCAACUAAACUUUUAAUUCAUUGACGCAAAAAGAUUAGAGUAUUAGGACAAUUUGAGGUCCGCUCCUUAACAAAAAUAAUCUUUGUAAAAGUAAAAUGAUUAGCUUGAUUGAAUUUAAAAGAUUAUUAACUUCUAUCAAAAUUA
Cylas formicarius (sweet potato weevil) is the source of this 1036-nucleotide messenger RNA. RefSeq lists its product as uncharacterized. The record is from RefSeq and is a predicted model, not a curated record. The transcript is spliced from 2 exons. Gene Ontology annotation, cellular component: membrane. NCBI's taxonomy places the organism in Eukaryota, Metazoa, Arthropoda, Insecta, Coleoptera, Brentidae. Gene Ontology annotation, molecular function: growth factor activity. The coding region runs from base 141 to 581 and encodes 146 amino acids.